Messenger RNA from Photinus pyralis (common eastern firefly), 1909 nucleotides. RefSeq names its product nose resistant to fluoxetine protein 6-like. Gene Ontology annotation, molecular function: acyltransferase activity, transferring groups other than amino-acyl groups. The transcript is spliced from 9 exons. The coding region runs from base 53 to 1888 and encodes 611 amino acids. The record is from RefSeq and is a predicted model, not a curated record. Lineage: Eukaryota; Metazoa; Arthropoda; Insecta; Coleoptera; Lampyridae.
UUGAAAAUUUGAAACUUAUGAUAAUGCGCGUUACGCAGUUAGUUUUGUGAGAAUGUUUAGUGUGGCAACGCUAAUUAUAAUAUCGUUUCUUUUUCAAGACACUAAUGGAAACGUGUACACUGAUACAUUUUCAAUUUACAAACAAUUCAUCACCAACAUCCCAGUGCUUACAAAUUCUGAAAAGAUUUCGAGCGAGUGUGCCCAACAGCUAAACAUCUACUCACAACACUUCAACAAUGGUACAGAAUGGGCCAUUAAAAUGUUUUACGCAAACGGACUACAUCCAUUGGAGAUUUCACCAGACGGCACGUCCAGCUUGGGAAACUACGAUGCGUGUUUAAGUCUCCACGAAACAAUGGGCGAGGACGUUGUCGCUGGAAAGUAUUGUUUGGGAAAUUUUUUACUAACCAACCAAACAAAGUCAAAUGAGACAUUACGUUCCGGAUUGUGCUUCCCUAGCAAAUGUUCCGCACUGGAGAUGGAAGAUAUUUUUAGACGUUUGACUGCAAGCGUUCAAGUUGAUGAGGACGUUUGCGACAGUUAUGGAAGUGGUCCUAGUUUAAACGGUACCGCCAUCCUCCUCUUGGCUUUACUUGCUGGAUUAUUAGCACUAGUGGUAUUUUCAACUGUGGCCCAUAUGAAAUACGGGAACAAAAACGUGAUCCUCUCAGCGUUCUCGCUGAAGAAUAACAUUACUAAGUGCCUGGCCACAUCGACUAACGCCGCAAAUACAAUUUCCUGCCUGGAAGGAAUGCGAGUUUUGAGUUUGAUGUGGAUCAUUGUUCGCCACGUAUUCCGAAGUAAGCGUUUGAGGAUUCGUAGUGUGAGGGAUGAGGUGAUCCACACAAUGGUGCUUGGUGGCAGUUUGGCGGUUGAUACGUUUUUUGUAAUGAGCGGCAUGCUCUUGGUAUAUAAUGAGAUGAAGAGGUACAAAAAGGAUGCUAUCCAAUUAAAUCCUUGCAGACGCUAUGCGGCGAGGCUACUAAGGCUCUUACCAGUUUUAACUGUGAUUGUCGUAUUUCAUUUGUCUCUUUUAAAGCACGUAGGUGAUGGGCCUUUGUGGAAAUUGGUGCGCUCGAAUGACGCGUGCCAGACGUAUUGGUGGAGCACGUUACUUUUCGUACAGAAUUACGUCAAUCCUGGAAACAUGUGUUCAUUGGCGAGUUGGUACCUGUGCGCUGAUAUGCAACUGUUCAUCCUUUCCCCUCUACUGUUAGUACCAUUGCAGCGAAAACCAUUUUGGGGUAUGCUCCUUGCUGGUGCUCUGCUUGGAUGCUUAACCGUGGCACCUUUUACGCUUCCUUGGAUAUUCGACGCUGAUACCUUAAAAGCGAUCAGCCUCAAGCAGAAGUACCAAACUCACAUGAGAGCAACACCAUGGUUCGUAGGAUUUAUACUUGGAUACAUUAUUCAUGUUUCAAGAACGAGGAAAUAUACCCUAAACAAAGUUCUGUGUGGAGUCUUAUGGAUGGCGUCUUUAGCUGUUUUUGUUGGUCUAAUUAUACUUGGAGUCCAUACGAGGAAUUAUACCAGUGAAUACAAACUGGAAAAUGCCACAAGAAUGGGGCUAAUGCAUCCACUAUGGUCUUUAGCCAUAGCUUGGUUGAUAUACGCUUGUAGAUUCGGAUAUGGCGGUUUCGUUAACAAAUUUCUUUCCUUACCAAUCUUUCAGGUAUUGUCGAAAUUCACAUACACAGCGUAUCUCGUCCAUUUUGAGUUUGUGAUUAUUGCACACGCUAGGAUCCGUAUAGAGCAACCUUUAACAAUAACUGAAGCGAUUUUGAGAGCUAAUGGUCACAUGUUGGAAACAUUGUAUGUUUCGGUGAUUUUAACUUUAUGUUUGGAAAUGCCUUUUAUAACUAUUAGUCGACUCAUUAAAAAUAAAUAGUUUUUAUUCAUUAAACACUUA